UUAUGUUUCUUCCCAUAUUUAAAUUUUUUUUUGAUAAGGACAAAGCAUUAGUUCCUUUAUCAACCAAAGAUCUUACCCUACAUAAAAAUCAGCAGUUGCAAAUACAAAAAAAAACGGCUGAAUCUGAAUAGGGUUCAAUAUUUCGCUACUUUUUAAUCGUAUCAAAAGCAUAUCAGGUACAUAGGUAGAUAGACAAUAACAUAAGGAGAAGUUGUUCUUAUUAUAAUAUAAACAAUAAGAGUAAUGGAUCAAGAAAAUCAAGUAUUGAAUGAUGAUUAUGAUGAUAUUGAAAGCGAUACUGGGAAGGUCUUUGAGAGGAUAUACAGUCAACCUUUUUUGAUCAAGAGACGCAACACCACAUCGCAGAUAGCUAUUGUGGGUGCCAAUGUUUGUCCCGUCGAGAGCCUUGAUUAUGAGAUUGCAGAAAAUGAUUUAUUCAAACAGGAUUGGCGGUCAAGGAAGAAGAUCCAAAUAUUUCAGUAUGUUCUGCUUAAGUGGGUAUUUGCACUUAUUAUAGGGCUAGGCACUGGACUAGUUGGCAUCUUUAACAAUAUAGCAGUUGAGAAUAUUGCUGGGUUCAAGCUGCUACUGACUACAGAACUCAUGCUGAAGCACAAAUAUUACAAGGCUUUUGCGGCAUAUGCUGGCUGCAAUUUAGGUCUGGCAGCGGCAGCUGCAGCUCUUUGUGCUUUUAUUGCUCCAGCAGCGGCAGGUUCUGGUAUUCCUGAAGUGAAAGCCUAUCUCAAUGGUGUGGAUGCUCAUUCAAUACUGGCUCCAAGUACUCUUUUUGUAAAGAUUUUUGGUUCCGUUCUUGGUGUAUCUGCUGGAUUUGUCGUUGGCAAAGAAGGGCCUAUGGUUCAUACAGGUGCUUGCAUAGCUUCUUUAAUUGGGCAAGGAGGUUCGCGUAAAUACCAUUUGACUUGGAGAUGGCUUAGAUAUUUCAAAAAUGAUCGUGAUAGGCGAGACUUGAUAACUUGUGGAGCUGCUGCUGGUGUAGCUGCUGCCUUUCGUGCUCCAGUUGGUGGUGUCCUCUUUGCACUUGAAGAGGCAGCUUCAUGGUGGAGGAGUGCUCUUCUUUGGAGAACCUUUUUCACAACAGCAGUAGUUGCUAUAGUUUUGAGAGCUUUCAUACAAUUAUGCUCUACUGGAACUUGUGGGUUGUUUGGGAAAGGAGGACUGAUUAUGUAUGAUGUCAGUGCAGCCAAAGUUACAUAUAGUGCUCCAGAUAUACUGGCUGUGAUACUUCUAGGGAUUAUUGGAGGCAUUUUUGGAAGCCUAUAUAACUAUCUUGUGGAUAAGGUCCUUCGCACCUACAGCAUCAUCAAUGAAAGAGGAGCUACUAUCAAGAUCUUACUUGUUAUUACCAUCUCCCUGUUAACAUCAAUCUGUUCUUAUGGGUUGCCAUGGUUAGCUACGUGCAUCCCCUGCCCUGCUGAUGUGUCUGCAAGCUGCCCCAACACUGAUGUAUCUGGCAACUACAAAAGCUUUCAGUGUCCGUCAGGUCGUUACAAUGACCUGGCCUCCCUCUUUCUAAACACUAAUGAUGAUGCGAUUCGUAACCUAUUGAGUACCAGUACCGUGAAUGAAUUUCAUAUCUCCUCUCUUUUAAUCUUCUUUGUUGCUGUUUACUGCCUUGGCAUUAUCACUUAUGGCAUAGCUAUCCCCUCUGGGCUCUUCAUUCCUGUCAUAUUGGCUGGAGCUUGCUAUGGCCGCCUUGUUGGUAGACUAUUUGAACCCAUCUCUAAACUUGAUGUUGGUCUCUUUGCGCUCCUUGGGGCUGCUUCCUUUCUUGGUGGCACUAUGAGAAUGACAGUUUCCCUGUGUGUUAUACUGCUUGAGCUCACUAAUGAUUUAUUGUUGCUUCCGCUUGUCAUGUUGGUUCUCCUUAUCUCAAAAACCGUGGGUGAUAUUUUCAACAAGGGUGUCUAUGACCAAAUAGUAAAACUAAAAGGAUUGCCGUACAUGGAGGCUCAUGCAGAACCUUACAUGAAACAUAUAGUUGCUCGGGAUGUUGUUUCUGGUCCUUUGAUCACCUUUUCUGGUGUUGAAAAGGUGGGAAACAUAUUACAUGCUUUGAGAACUACGGGGCAUAAUGGGUUCCCUGUGAUUGAUGAACCGCCCUUUUCAGAUGCGCCAGAGUUGUGUGGGCUUGUUCUAAGGUCUCAUUUGCUUGUUUUGCUCAAGGGAAAGAUUUUUUCAAGGGAUAGGGUACUUGCAGGAGAUAAGGUAUUACAUAGAUUUUCGGAAUUUGACUUUGCUAAGGCAGGGUCAGGAAAGGGAAUCAAAUUAGAGGAUCUAGAUGUUCAAGAGGAGGAUAUGGACAUCUAUGUUGAUCUCCAUCAUAUCACCAAUGCAUCACCGUACACAGUGGUUGAAACCAUGUCACUUGCCAAAGCUGCAGUUCUCUUCCGUCAACUUGGUCUCCGGCACAUGUGCGUUGUACCUAAGAGUCAGGGGAGGCCUCCAAUUGUUGGAAUUCUGACACGGCAUGACUUCAUGCCAGAGCAUGUUUUGGGACUGUACCCCCACAUCAGGCUUCGGAAGUGAUGAUUGAUGUUUGAUCUUGGUCGGUGGAUUGAUAUUUCAUGUUUGGUUCCUUUGCAAGGUUAAGUUGGUAUUUGGCCUCUUUGUUGGAAAUGAAAUCUUUAAAACUAUGUCCAAACUUUGUUGAAAGAAAAGUCAUUCAGGCAGAGGGCCAUUAGUGAUAGAUGACACCAUAAUGAAAUUGGUUGAAGAGCCAUUUUGUGGUUUAUCUCUGGACAAACAUAUGGUCUUCAUUUGUUUCCUCCCCCCCCUUUUUUUAUGUCUGAUUUAUAGUGUAUAGUUGUUUUUGAUAGCAAUUGAACAGAAUUGCCAAGAAAUUUGUUAUUGGUGUAUUACAAAAGAUAGGAGGCUUUGCAAUAAUCAUUGUGAUGAUGAGUUUGUUUUAUCAUUGUUGCAACCUUUUCUUUGGUUUGCAUUUGCACCCAAGCAAGAGUUAUUUAUUUACU
Messenger RNA from Durio zibethinus, 2990 nucleotides. RefSeq names its product chloride channel protein CLC-c-like. Gene Ontology annotation, molecular function: voltage-gated chloride channel activity. Lineage: Eukaryota; Viridiplantae; Streptophyta; Magnoliopsida; Malvales; Malvaceae. Gene Ontology annotation, biological process: chloride transport; transmembrane transport. The record is from RefSeq and is a predicted model, not a curated record. Gene Ontology annotation, cellular component: plant-type vacuole membrane; intracellular membrane-bounded organelle.